Molecule: messenger RNA, 3180 nt
Organism: Cryptomeria japonica (Japanese cedar)
Lineage: Eukaryota; Viridiplantae; Streptophyta; Pinopsida; Cupressales; Cupressaceae
Exons: 3
Coding region: 1-3180 (1059 amino acids)
Biological process (GO): signal transduction; protein phosphorylation; defense response
Molecular function (GO): protein kinase activity; ADP binding; ATP binding
Source: RefSeq, a predicted model, not a curated record
AUGGAUUCCUCUGAUAGAGGCUAUGAAAUCCCCUCCCAGAAGAAGUACGGUGUUUUCCUUAGCUUCAGGGGACCUGACGUUCGGACAACUUUUGUGGAUCACUUAUAUGAAUUCUUAACUGAUAAAGGGAUAAAUGUUUAUCUGGACGAGCUAAGCAUGGAAAAGGGGGAGUUUAUCGACAAUGCCUUGAAGAGGGCAAUUGAGGAUAGUACUAUCAGCAUCCCCAUCUUUAGCCGAAAUUAUGCUUCGUCACCGCAUUGCCUGCAGGAGCUGACCCAUAUGUGCAAAUCCGGAGCGGUCAUCAAACCCCUCUUUUACGACGUCAAGCCACACCAUGUUCGAUACGCAGAGAGCCAACCAAGCCCAGCCGGCGAGUCGACUGCAAACGGUGAAGCUAGAGCAGUAGUCGAGAGACAAGCAAAAGCAGAGGGUGACAGUAAGGAAAACAUAUGUAUGAAGGAGGCAAGAACAGAGGACCAAAAGGAUGCAAGAGGAGAUCGUGGUAGUGAGAUAAGAACAGAGGGGGAGAGUGAGGCAAGGACAGAGGGUGAAUGUGAGGCAAUAACAGAGAGUGGAAGUGAUGUAAGAACAGAGGGGGCGAGUGAGGAAAGGGUAGAGGGUAAAUGUGAGGCAAGAGCAAAGGGGGAAAGUGAGGGAAAAAUAGAAGGCAGAACAGAGGCAAGAGCAGAAGGUGGAAGUGAGAUAAGAACAAAGGGUAAGAAUGAGGCAAGUGCAGAGAGCAAUGGUGUGGCAACAGCAGAGGACCAAAGAGAUGCAAGAGCAAAGGGCAAAGGUGUGGCAAUAGCAGAGGACAAAGGUGUGGCAAAGGACCAGACUCAGAGGGAUGCAAGGGCAAAGGGCAAAGGUGUGGCAAUAGUAGAGGACCAAAGAGAUGCAAGAGCAAGGGGCAAAGGUGUGGCAAUAGCAAAGGGCAAAGGUGUGGCAACAGCAGAGGAAAGUGAGACAAACCCAUAUAGUGAGGCAUUGAAAGAGCACUGCCGUAAAGGCCGAUAUAAACGUUCGGAAAUCGACGAGUGGAGGGAGUCGUUGAACAAUGUUUCUGAUCUCAACGGGUGGACUCUUGAGAGCAAAUAUGGAUAUGAAGGCAAGUUUGUAAAACUGGUCGUCUCUGACGUUAUCAAGGAAUUGGAUAAAUUCCCGUAUCAAAACCUACCAAAGCAUACUGUGCAACUCGACGAGAGGAUAGCAGAUGUGAUCCGUCUGCUCGAAAUUGACAACAAGGAAGAUGUGCUUAAGAUAGGCAUAUGGGGCCUUGAUGGAAUUGGCAAAACCGCAAUUGCCAAGGCAGUUUUCAACCGUAUCCUACAAGAUUUUGAAGCCUGUUGUUUUCUAUCCGAUGUUAGUACCAAGUGGCAGAAGGAGGGAAUAAAAGUAUUACAAGAACAACAAAUGAGAGACUUACUCUCGAGGAAGGACUGCAGGUUUAGUGCCCCUGAAAGCAGCUCAGUGGCGGCACAGGGUUCUGCUCUGAAGCGCAUCCUCAUAGUUUUAGACGACGUUGUUGAUUUCGAGCCGCUGGAGAUUCUACUUGGGGGAAAAUGGGCAGGCUCUGGCAGCAGAAUAAUUGUUACAACCCCAGAUAAGCAUGUAUUGAACAUGGCAAAGAUAGACACAAUUUACAAGAUGGAGGGACUAAAGGAUGAUGAGGCUCUGCGUUUGUUCUGUUGGCAUGCAUUUGUGAGUCCUGAACCGGAUAUGCAAUUUGUCCAACAAUGUAAAAGGAUUGUAGAAGCCUGUGCUGGAUUGCCGCUGGCUCUCCAAGUCGCGGGAGAUGAAUUGUGCGACAAAACGGAUAAACCUGAAUGUUGGCAUGAAGCCAUGAGCACACCGCAGAGCAUCUGCCAUCAAAAAAUUUACAGCGUGCUCAGGCCUUCUUACGAGAAACUAACCUUUCAAGAGAGAAAAAUUUACUUGCAUAUUGCUCGCUUCUACAUAGGAAAAGAGACAGAGCAUGGUAUCCGAUACUGGAAAAUGUUGAACUGGGAUCCUCAUACUGCUGUCAAAAAUCUUGAACUCAAAUCGUUCAUAAGCAUAGGCGAUGAUGAUAAAUUCAUGAUGCACCGCCUUCUCAUAGAUAUGGCAAAAGCAGAGGAGACUAGAAGCUGCUAUCUCCAAAUAUUGUCUUCCAUCUCAAAGUUCACCUCCAUCUCCAAUUUCCACAUCAAAUCCCUUUCAUAUAAGAGAUCAGAGAAAAAAGGCUGUACGACUCAAAGUGAAAACAGGCAAAGUUUCUCUCCAGGUGAUAUUACAAAUGUGAUUUUUAUUGAGGGAGCAGAGAAGUUUGAGAUGCAAGAUUUUCGUGGUGCUUCUGAAUUGUUGAGUGCCAGUGUUUUUGGGACUUCAUAUAAAGUCCCUCUGAGUGAUAACCGCGUUGUAGUGGUGAAGGAAUUAAUUGUGGACGUCUCAUCAAAAGAAGAUUUUGAAAAAGUAAUGGAGCUUUCAGCCAAGUUGAAGCACGGGAACGUGGCCAGCAUAGAGGCCUAUUAUUAUUCGCCAGAACUGAAAUUUGUGGUGCAGAAAUACUUUCACAAUGGAAGUCUCCACCACUUACUUCACGGUAGUAAUGAGAAACCGUGUCCAAGCUGGAAAACUUGUAGAAGAAUUGCAUUGGGCAUAGCAAAAGGUUUGUGUUUCAUUCAUAGUCAUGCCAAUCAUGCUCAUGGAAAUGUCAAGUCUUCUAAUAUUUUGUUGGAUGAAAAUAAUGAAGCCUUUGUCUCAGACUUCAUACCUUAUAUGCUCUCAACUCAAAACACUACUUCAUGGAAGACUAAAGGAUACAACCAUCAUGAGCAUAUAAAAGGUAUAAAAAUGACAAAAGAAUCAGAUGUGUUUGCAUAUGGUGUGCUUCUUCUUGAGAUUCUCACUAGAAAAGACCCUUGGCAAUUACAAUGCCAAGAAAAUUUUUCUUCUCUUAGCCAGUGGACACAAGACAUUUUAAGCAUAUCAGAGAUAUAUCAGUUUAUGUAUAGUAUGCCUAUGAUGUCAUGGAAUCACUAUGUGAAGAUUCAUAAUAUGUUUGCAAUUGCUGACCAUUGUGUUUCACAAUGUCUGCCACAACGCCCAACUAUGGAGAAAGUAUUACAAAUGCUUGCAAGUGAUGAAACGAUAUCUUUUUUGAGUGACAACCUUUAUCGUUCAUAUUUGAAAAAUAUGAAGUGA